Molecule: messenger RNA, 1653 nt
Organism: Diorhabda carinulata
Lineage: Eukaryota; Metazoa; Arthropoda; Insecta; Coleoptera; Chrysomelidae
Exons: 1
Coding region: 58-1503 (481 amino acids)
Biological process (GO): cellular response to X-ray; cellular response to gamma radiation; double-strand break repair via nonhomologous end joining
Cellular component (GO): Ku70:Ku80 complex
Molecular function (GO): double-stranded DNA binding; telomeric repeat DNA binding
Source: RefSeq, a predicted model, not a curated record
AAACUUUUCUGUUAUUUUACUGAAUAAGUGUCAAUAAUUAAAUUGUCUGGUUUAAAUAUGCCUCCUGCAACAAAGAAAGAUUGUGGAAUUAUCUUAUUCGAUGUGGCAUCUUCAAAAAAGCAUGAACUUCUUAGUGAGCUAAUAAAGUUUGCAACUUUUAAAUAUUUUUUAAACACUAAAAGCUUGUACAGAUUGAUACUAGUAAAUUCAGCUGAAACGUCCAACCCUAAAAAAUAUCCUGGUAUAUUCAUCUCAAAAAUUGAAGAUUUAGAUCCAAAGGCAAUAGUAGAAUUAAUAGAGAAUGCUGAAACUGCCCAAUCAGAUUGGUUAAAUGCUGUGUCUUUGGGAAUUCACUUUUUAAAAGAAGGAUUACAAAUGCCGGGAUUAAUCACCUUACAGUUAAUAUAUUUCACAACUUUAGAUUCAUCAAAUGGAUCCAGCUUAAACGAAGAAAAGAUUGCACAAAUUAUAUCGCAAUUAAAUGAAGAUGAAAUGUAUUUUUAUUUAAUUGGACCAAACGUCCAAUUUCCUUUCAUAAUAAAUAACAAUUCUGUAUCAAAAUGUAUGAAACAGCUACAAAUAGAUGAAAUGAACGAAAAUUUAGUUGUUGCUAAGAAAAUAGUAUCUGAAGUUAACACUGCUGUAAUGUGCAAUAGCACACUUGGUAUACAUUUUAUAGUCACUUUUAAAAAGCACCAAGGGACUCAACCUUGUCGAGUGCCAAUUGCUAUAGGUACUAAAUUAUCUAUACCAGUUAGCACAUCAAAAAUUUACAGAAAAGAUAUUUCUUUGAGUUUACAAUUGGAUACAAAAAAAAUUUUUGAUAAGACACUAGCGGAUAAUAGAGAUGUAAAAAUAGAGGAAAGUGAUUUGAUAAAGGGAAUAGUUCUUCACAACAAAUGUAUUCAAAUAGAAGAUGACAUGUUUAAAAUGGAUACAAAAAGGUGUUUCGAUAUCAUAGGAUUUACUAGCAAAAAAUUCAUUCCAGAACCAUAUAUUGGCUGUAACGAAACAUAUUACAUACUUCCAGAAUUGAGUGAUAGUGAUUACCAUUUAUUUACUCACUUAGUGAAUGUGUUACAAGAAACUAAUAAAUAUGGUAUAAUAAAAAGAGUUUAUGCAUGUAAUAAUAACCCUAAAUAUUAUGUACUUAUCCCUAAUGUGGAUCACAAUCCUAAAUGUUUAACGAUGACAGGACUACCAUUUGGAGAGAAUUUAGUACCCCAUAAAUAUAAUAGUCCUGUGAAUAAAAAAUUAGAAGAUGAUGAUUUCUGUGCUUUUUUUAAUAGUCUUAUUAUCGAUGAUACAAAUUUUGACCAUAGAAUUCCCUUAAGUCCCACUAUGAUGAUAGGGUUUUACCAACAAAAAUUUAUUAAUGCUACUGCUAAGAAGUAUCUUGAACGUGAUUUGCAUUUUGAAAAUCUGGACAGCGACUCUUACUGUUUGGAACCAGAAAAAUUAGAAGAUUUUAAACAGCUUUGGCCUGAAAGGUUUGAGGAUUAACUUUCUAAAUAGGUAUAUGAAAAGAAAUAUUUAUUAUUCAUUAAAUUAUUUAGUCUAAAUAAAUAGUUUAAAUACUGUAAAGAAUUGUUAUUGUAUAAUAAAUAGUAAUGAAAUUUAAUGUUUAUAUAUAUUUAUAAUAAAAGUAUAAGA